CAUACAAUUACACGCAUUUGGGACAAAGACUUUGACUUAUCUUGUACGUACAAAACAUUUUGCAAGUCCUGUAUCUUUCUUCUCUCCCACCCCCUCUUUCGGUACGGGUUGAAUUGAAUUAAUUACAAUAGCUCAUGGAUGCCAUUAUAAAUAAGCCCUAGGAGUAGAGUCUAAUAUGUACACAAAAUUAAACGCUAGCGGCCAUGACAUCUUUAGAGUUUCAUAAACUCUGCCUUUUGGCUUAUUGCCUUGUCUUAUUCGUACAACUUCUUUCACCACCAAGUUGCUCUGCUUUUGCUUCUGCUACUUCUACCACGGAAGCAGAAGCGCUUCUCAAAUGGAAAGCCACCUUUCAAAACCAUACCCGCCUGCAAAAUCUCACCUUUUGGGCUUACCUACCUGCUCAUGCAAAAGCAGCCCCAUGCUUCUGGACUGGUAUUUCAUGCAAUGUUGUUGGAAGUGUCAGUGUGAUAAACCUUACCAAUUUUGGGAUACAAGGUCCAAUCCCCAAAAGCUUGAAAACAUGCAAGAGCUUAGUUAGAGUUCAUCUUGAAGGGAACCAAUUCACAGGGAAUAUAUCAAAAGACUUUGGUGUUUAUCCAAAUCUUGAUUUCAUAGAUAUGAGUCAUAAUAAGUUUUAUGGUGAAAUUUCACAAAAAUGGGGACAGUGCGCAAAAUUAGAAACCUUACUAAUUAUGGGAAACAACCUCACUGGCAGCAUACCUCCGGAGAUUGUCAAUGCUGACAAAAUCCAUAAACUCGACCUCUCUUCAAAUCACUUAGUUGGGGCCAUUCCGAAGGAGUUCGGGAGAAUGACUUCUUUGCAGAAGUUGAUGCUGAAUGAAAAUCAACUUUCAGGCUAUAUACCUUCGGAAUUUGGAUCACUCGUUGAUCUUGAAUAUCUUGACUUGUCAUCAAACAAAUUCAAUGGGUCAAUUGCGAGCACAUUUGGCAACUUUCUCAUACUGUACCAUCUGAAUUUGAGCAACAAUCAAUUUUCCCAAGGAAUUCCAUUGAAGUUGGAAAAGUUAGUUCAAUUGAACGACCUUGAUUUAAGUCACAACUCACUUGAAGGUAGCAUACCCGCUGAAAUCAGCAAUAUGGAGAGUCUACAGACGCUCAAUCUUUCUCACAACAAUCUUUCGGGUUUCAUACCAUCAAGUUUUGAAGGCAUGCAUGGCUUGUCAUAUGUGGAUAUAUCUUACAAUGAAUUGGAAGGUCCCCUUCCCAACAACAGAGCCUUUCGACAAGCUUCGCCAGAAGCUUUACAAGGAAACAAAGGACUGUGCGGCAACGUUGAAGUUUUGCAAUCUUGCACAAUUGGCCCAAGAAAGGAACGCAAAUGGGUAUUUGGAAUCACAUUCUCUCUUGUAGCAGCAAUUUUACUUAUUUUUGCUUUCUUUACAAUUAAAUUCGUAGUGCAAAGAAAGAAGAAAAGUCUAGAAAAAGAAGAAAAAAACUUGGAUGAAGGAAUAUCGUUUUCAGUUUUAAAUUUUGAUGGAAAGUCAAUGUAUGAGGAAAUCAUAAGGGCGACAAAAAAUUUUGAUUCCACAUAUCGCAUCGCGAGUGGAGCACAAGGAAGUGUCUACAAAGCAAAUUUGUCAAGUGACAACGUAGUGGCUGUGAAAAAAAUACAUCAAUUGUGGGAUGGUGAGAAGAAUUUGGAGACGGCAUUCUUGAAUGAAAUAAGGGCACUAACAGAGAUAAGACACCGGAAUAUUGUGAAGCUUUAUGGUUUCUGUUCACACCAUCGACACUCGCUCUUGGUGUACGAGUUUGUUGAAAGAGGUAGCUUGGCCACAAUUUUGAGCAAAGAUGAAGAAGCUAAAGAAGUUGGGUGGAGAAAAAGGGUUAAUAUUGUUGACGGUGUAGCUCAUGCCUUGGCAUACAUGCACCACGAUUGCUUGCCACCAAUUGUGCACCGGGACAUAUCAACUAAGAAUAUUUUGUUGGAUUCUAAAUAUGAGGCCUCUGUUUCAGACUUUGGCACUGCUAAGUUUUUGAAUCCAGGCUCAACAACUUGGACUGCCGUUGCAGGCACAUAUGGGUAUGUCGCACCAGAACUUGCAUAUACCAUGGAAGUGAACGAAAAAUGCGAUGUUUAUAGUUUUGGAGUGGUUGCUAUGGAAACAAUCAUGGGAAGGCAUCCUGGUGAUUUUUUCUCAUCAUUCUUAUCAGUGUCUUCUUCGUCCACGUCGUCAUCAGCAUCAACAUUACCAUCCCAACAAAUGUCAGUUGUGGAUGUUCUGGACCAACGCAUUUUGCCUCCAACGCAUCAAGAAGCAGGGGAAGUACUCUCUCUUAUGAAGAUUGCGUUUUCAUGUUUGAAUCCCAGUCCGCAUUCUCGCCCUACAAUGAGACAAGUUACUCAACUCAUCUCAACUCAGAAGUUGCAUUUGUCGAAGCCAAUAUGUAUGAUAACUUGUGGUGAAUUGCUUGCUUUAGAUCCUUUGACGGCCUGAGAAGCAGAGAGUGCUUGUUUUCGAUAAAUAAAUUUCGAGUCUUCCUUUCAGAAGAAAGAUUCUUCGUAGAUGUUUCUGUAUUGCAAUUUAUUUUUAUGCACUAGUUUGCUUGGGCUCUAGUCACUUUAUGCAGAACACUUAAUGUUUUUUCAGUUAAAACUGUGUUUACGCUUGUGAGGAAGAAAUAGAAGUUAAUAAAACAAAGAAUUGGUUUUCAUGCACAGGGACAAUGACUGGCUGAGAAUGCAAUGGGUACACUUAUAUUACUAUUUCUAUUUAUGUAUACGGACAAACGUAAAGUCAUAGACAAAAGCAACCGAGAAGCAGACCAAAAGCAAUCGGGUUCUGGCCUAAAUAGCCUGCGAUAGGUCUUUACAUGAACUCCUUGUGGCAAGGCAGGCUUAUCACUCUCUAUACAAGAAAUCCCUCGAGGAGGAUGUUGGGCAUCACACAACUGGGGACUGCUGCAAGAUUCUUCAAAUUUGUUGACUCGUGCUGAUUGAGUUGGGCAAAACUUUUCUAGGCAUUUGAUGUGAUGAUAAUUAAAGAACCGACGCUGUCUGAUGAUCAUAUGGAUGCUAUGGAAGAAUAGGAACGACGCUGUCUGGAAUGGGGCUCGGGUGCCGCAGGAGCUGGUGGUCAGAACAGAGGGUUUGUUGCAGGAGUACCAGAAGUGGCAUAAAACUGGUACGGUAAAAUCCAUUAAUCCCCCGCAGAUGUGGCGGAGAGCUGAAGUUGACUGGGUCAAGUGUUAUUCUCUUAUUUUGAUACAAUGAUAUGUCGAGGGCAUUUUUUUAUUUACCAAACACAAUUAAGGACUCAACUUUUUCAA
Messenger RNA from Pyrus x bretschneideri (Chinese white pear), 3294 nucleotides. RefSeq names its product probable leucine-rich repeat receptor-like protein kinase At1g35710. Gene Ontology annotation, biological process: protein phosphorylation. Lineage: Eukaryota; Viridiplantae; Streptophyta; Magnoliopsida; Rosales; Rosaceae. The transcript is spliced from 5 exons. Gene Ontology annotation, molecular function: protein binding; ATP binding; protein kinase activity. The coding region runs from base 204 to 2462 and encodes 752 amino acids. The record is from RefSeq and is a predicted model, not a curated record.